GGCACAGAGAACGGCAGAGAGCGGCACGGCACAGAGGGAGAACGGCACGGCACGGCACGGCACGGCAGAGCGGGACGGAACCGCACCCGAGACACCGCACCCCCUCCGCACCCCGCUGAGCGCCACUUCUGUCCUGUCCCCAGCCGGUCCCGCUCCGCCCUCAGGAGUGCCACGUUAAGAGAAAGACAUGAAGUAUUUAUUUACAUGAAGUAAUUCUGCUUUUGAUCAAGCUGCUAAAAAUGGAUGUGAACAUUUUCUCCUGUGUGUUUUUGAUAAAUGGACAUUGACAUGGACUACGAAAGACCCAACGUUGAAACUAUCAAGUGUGUGGUGGUUGGAGAUAAUGCAGUGGGAAAGACUCGUCUGAUCUGUGCCAGAGCCUGCAACACAACCUUGACUCAGUAUCAGCUGCUGGCAACGCACGUCCCGACCGUCUGGGCCAUUGAUCAGUACCGUGUCUGCCAGGAGGUCCUUGAACGCUCAAGAGAUGUUGUGGAUGAAGUGAGUGUUUCCCUCAGGCUGUGGGAUACUUUUGGGGACCACCACAAAGACAGGCGCUUUGCUUAUGGAAGGUCCGAUGUUGUUGUUCUGUGCUUUUCAAUUGCUAAUCCUAAUUCCCUGAAUCAUGUGAAAACAAUGUGGUAUCAAGAAAUCAAGCACUUCUGUCCUCGCACACCUGUCAUUCUGGUGGGCUGCCAGCUGGAUCUCCGCUACGCAGAUCUCGAGGCUGUUAACAGAGCCAGACGGCCUCUGGCAAGGCCAAUAAAAAGGGGAGACAUUUUGCCACCAGAGAGAGGCAGAGAGGUUGCCAAGGAACUUGGGAUACCCUACUAUGAAACCAGUGUAUUUGACCAGUUUGGAAUUAAAGAUGUGUUUGACAAUGCAAUUAGAGCUGCCCUGAUCUCCAGAAGACACCUGCAGUUCUGGAAAUCUCAUUUGAAGAAGGUCCAAAAACCUUUGCUUCAGGCUCCAUUCCUACCUCCAAAAGCCCCUCCUCCAGUUAUCAAAAUUCCUGAGUGUCCCACACCAAGCAUGAAUGAAGCUGGAUAUUUAUUGGACAGCCCACUGUGUGCAGAUGUUAUGUUUGUUCUUCAGGAGCAGGACUGCAUUUUUGCUCACAAGAUUUACCUAGCUACCUCCUCUUCAAAGUUUUAUGACCUUUUCUUAAUGGAAUGUGAGGAAAGUCCAUACUUGGAUGAAACACAGUGUAAUAAAGAAAAUACAAAUAAGGAUGUUCUGACAAGUCACCUUGAGACAAACAGUGACAGUGAGGAGGCAUCCUUGAAAUCUCCUGAUGUUAAAAUUCCCCCACCAGAAAGUAGUGAGUCUUUAAACAUGCUAGAACCUGAAUCUGGUGAAACAAACUCUGCAGCAAGAUCUCUGUCAUCCUGGGGUAAGGGGUUUGUUAGUGUGCACAAGGAAAUGCAAGUGAAUCCUGUCUCAAAGCGGACGUGUCCUGUAACUGUGGUAAAAAUGGAUUCCUCUGUGCAGGCCGCACCUUUUAAAACUGUUUUGCAGUUUUUAUACACAGGCCAACUGGAUGAAAACGAAAAAGACCUCACCAGACUGGCUCAGAUUGCUGAAAUCUUGGAAGUAUUUGACUUGCGAAUGAUGGUGGAGAAUAUUAUGAAUAAAGAAGCCUUCAUGAAUCAAGAGAUUACUAAAGCAUUUCAUGUCAGGAAAGCUAAUCGGAUAAAAGAGUGCCUUUGCAAAGGGACAUUUUCUGAUGUGACAUUUAAAUUGGACGAUGGAAGCAUCAAGGCCCACAAGCCACUGCUGAUCUGCAGUUGUGAGUGGAUGUCUGCUAUGUUUGGAGGAUCAUUUAUUGAAAGCUCCAACAGUGAGGUAGCUCUGCCCAACAUAAACAAGACCUCCAUGCAAGCAGUUUUAGAUUACUUGUAUACUAAGCAACUAUCCUCCAGUCAGGAACUGGACACCCUUGAGUUAAUUGCAUUGGCAAAUAGGUUUUGCCUUCCUCACCUGAUUGCUCUAGCAGAGCAGCAUGCAGUGCAAGAGCUGACAAAGGCCUCCAUGAGUGGGGUUGCAAUAGAUGGAGAAGUCCUCUCCUAUUUGGAACUGGCACAGUUUCACAAUGCUAACCAGCUGGCAGCUUGGUGCUUGCACUACAUCUGCACCAAUUACAACAGCGUUUGCUCCAAGUUCCGCAAGGAAAUCAAAGCUAAAUCUUCAGAUAAUCAAGAAUAUUUUGAGAGGCAUCGGUGGCCACCUGUGUGGUAUUUAAAGGAAGAAGAUCACUACCAGCGAGUCAAAAAGGAGAGAGAAAAGGAAGAUGUUGCACUGAACAAACAUCAUUCAAAGCGGAAGUGGUGCUUCUGGAAUUCCUCUGCUGUAGUUGCCUGAACAAAGCAAAUAAGUGGAAAUCUAUAGCCAGGAGUUACUCUUAUUGUUAGAAAUAAGAUAAAGUUCAGGUUUUCAGGAAACUGUGUUCCACUUGUGCAUUUAUUACUUCUAGGGUCAAAAGCACAAGCUCACCGAAAAUGAGCCUGGAACAGCUCCUUGAAGUCACAUGUAUAUUUUUGACUGGCAAGGCAGUACAGUCACCCCCCAGCACUGUAGGUCAGGAAAGGCUGUGGCCUGAAAGCCAUAAACACCUCGACAUCUUUGCAUUCUGCACGGACUCACGCCAGGCUGAGGCUUCCACAGCUGGGUGGUUGGAGCCAGCAGCACAGGAGGAGAGGCUGCUCUACAAACCUUCAUGAGGAGAGCAAGUGAGAGAUUCCUACCCCUCUGAGAUCAAUCACCACAUGGUGAUAAAGAAGGGCUAUAAACGAUGGUUGCAAAUAGGUCUCAUUAAUUCUUGGUCAGUGACAAUGUGGACAAGAACAUGGAAUAAGAGAAGGUGUGUCCAGACAGAAAAAUAGCUGUUGUCAUAAAAUGUUAACCUGUCACAUUUUAAGUAAGUAUUGCUACUAGGUUUUACACAACCAAAGCUACUGUAUGAUUGUAAUCUUGCCAAACUGUAAUGGAUAUAUAAAUGAACCUGAGGUAUAUGCAAUAAUAUCCAGUUAUUUUAGUUAUCAGCUACUAUAACCAAGUGGCUGGUUCAUUUGGUUAAUGCUGUCUAUGGCCUUUAAUCUUGGUGGUUAUUUUGUGUUUUUUAUUUUGGAAAAAAAAAAUCAAUAAAUCUGUUUA
Molecule: messenger RNA, 3153 nt
Organism: Vidua macroura (Pin-tailed whydah)
Lineage: Eukaryota; Metazoa; Chordata; Aves; Passeriformes; Viduidae
Gene: RHOBTB1
Product: Rho related BTB domain containing 1
Exons: 12
Coding region: 277-2361 (694 amino acids)
Biological process (GO): small GTPase-mediated signal transduction
Molecular function (GO): protein binding; GTP binding; GTPase activity
Source: RefSeq, a predicted model, not a curated record